GUUAAUGCAGUGGCUCUCCCAGAAUCUAUUGAUCCAGAAGAUGUUUCUGUUACUGUUAAAGCAUUCAUGGCUGCUGACUUACCAAUCGAAUUGAUAGAAUUACUAGAAAAGCUUAUUUUAGAUAAUACUGCCUUCAGUGAUAAUCGAACUCUUCAAAAUCUUUUAAUUCUUACAGCUAUUAAAGCCGAUAAAUCCAAAGUGAUGGAUUACAUAAAUAAACUUAGUAAUUUUGAUGCUCCAGAUGUUGCUGAAAUUGCUGUUAAAAAUGGACUUUAUGAAGAAGCUUUUACAAUAUAUAAAAAACAUGAUGAAAAUACUAGUGCAAUUAAUGUAUUGAUAGAACAUAUUGGUAGCAUUGACCGAGCAUCGGAAUUUGCAGAAAGUUGUAAUAAUUCAGAAGUUUGGAGUCGUUUGGCUAAGGCACAAAUUGAAGGUUUAAGAAUUAAGGAUUCAAUUGAUUCAUAUAUUCGUGCUGAUGAUCCAAGUAACUUUAACGAA
Racocetra persica is the source of this 498-nucleotide messenger RNA. Lineage: Eukaryota; Fungi; Glomeromycota; Glomeromycetes; Diversisporales; Gigasporaceae. The record is from the annotation of a GenBank genome assembly.